Prionailurus viverrinus (fishing cat) is the source of this 531-nucleotide messenger RNA. RefSeq names its product interleukin 20 (gene IL20). The record is from RefSeq and is a predicted model, not a curated record. Lineage: Eukaryota; Metazoa; Chordata; Mammalia; Carnivora; Felidae. The transcript has 5 exons. The coding region runs from base 1 to 531 and encodes 176 amino acids.
AUGAAAGCGUCUAGUCUUCCCAUCUGCCUUCUCUCUGCUGUGUUUUAUCUCUUCUGGACACCUUCUGCUGGGCUGAAGACACUCCAUUUGGGAAGUUGUGUGAUCACCACAAACCUUCAGGCAAUGCGAAACGGGUUUUCUGAGAUACGGGACAGUGUGCAAGCCAAAGAUGAAAUCAUUGACAUCAGAAUCUUGAGGAAGACUGAGUCUUUGCAAGACACCAAGCCUGCAGAUCAGUGCUGCCUCCUCCGCCAUGUACUGAGACUCUACCUGGACAGGGUUUUCAAAAACUAUCAGACGCCUGACCACCAUAUCCUCCGGAAGACCAGCAGUCUUGCCAACUCUUUUCUUACCAUCAAGAAGGACCUCCGGCUCUGCCAUGACCACAUGACAUGCCCUUGUGGGGAGGAAGCAGUGGAGAAAUACAGCCAGAUUCUGAGUCACUUCAAAGAGCUUACGCCUCAGGCAGCAGUGGUGAAGGCUUUGGGAGAGCUGGACAUUCUCCUGCAGUGGAUGGAGGAGCUGGCCUAG